Molecule: messenger RNA, 1378 nt
Organism: Camelina sativa (false flax)
Lineage: Eukaryota; Viridiplantae; Streptophyta; Magnoliopsida; Brassicales; Brassicaceae
Product: dolichol-phosphate mannose synthase subunit 3
Biological process (GO): GPI anchor biosynthetic process
Cellular component (GO): dolichol-phosphate-mannose synthase complex; endoplasmic reticulum membrane
Source: RefSeq, a predicted model, not a curated record
CUUUUUAAAACAGCCGAAAGGUUGAAACUUUGAGAGUAGUAGCGGCGAGAUCUGUGAGUUUUAAAGGUUCGAUCUUUGAUUGAAUAGUUUUAUUUGCUGUAGGAGAUAGGCUUGGUUUUAUGUAACUUUUGGUAGUGGUGGUCUUUUCGUUUACAGAUUCAGUAUGUGUUUUAAGUUUCGUUUUAUGGUUUUGAUCGUUAAGUUGCCAAGUGAUGAUUGAAAAAUUUGCGCAAGGGUUUUGAGUUUUGGAUGAUCGGAGGUUACUCUGAUCUGAAUGAACCGUGACAAAAUCAUUUUCUUACAAUACAUUCUGAUGGCAGCUGAUCAAUGUUCAAAUCUAUCAAACUCAUUCGAUUUUUUUUGUAUUGUUAGUUUAGAAGCUUGUUUUUGGGGGCUUCUAAAGAAUUAGCCUAUUAUGUUUGGAAAAUUUUCCUCAUGUUUAGACAUCAUAAUUCUGAGAAACUAUGAGAAGUCAUAAAAAUCUGUUUUUUCUUAUGAUUCAUGCUCUGCUAAUCUUGCUCAAAGGGCUUUUUGAGCUCCUGACGCUUGUUUUAUGUGAUGGAAUAACUGUGAAAAGUUUUUGUUUUCUAUCCUCGUUUUGAUGGUUUGGGCUGCAUGAUAUGGAUAAUGGAUCUAUGAGCUACCAGGACUAUGCUAGAUUCUGGUCUGGACAUAAGUUGCUAUUGAUGUGUGCUGUGGAUUGGAAUUAAUGACUCUGUUAUCUGAAGGAAUCAUUGAAGUCGUUCACUAUUAAGAUCUCAUUUAGUUGCACCUUCUUACUUUCAUUUUGAGAUUUUAUACUUUGUGACCGUCCUGAAAGAUACAUGGAAUUAUGGAAACGCUUUGACUUAGUUAUGUUUACUGGUACCUAUAACACUGCAAUACUCAAAUCUUACAUAAGCUUUGUUUCAAGGACAAUGAAACAUGUGGUAAAGAUUUUGAGUCUUUUGGUAGCUGUCUCUGCCUUUUGGAUUGCUCUUUUGCAGGCUGCAAUUAUUCCACGAAGUCAUACGUGGUUGCUACCGAUAUACUUUGUAGUUUCCCUUGGAUGCUAUGGUCUUUUAAUGGUUGGAAUCGGUCUAAUGCAGUUCCCUACCUGUCCUAGAGAAGCAGUUCUAUUGCAGCAUGAUAUUACAGAGGCAAAAGACUUCUUAAGCGCUAAUGGAGUAGAUGUAAGAUCGGAUUGACACAUAAUGGUUUGCCUCGCUCCCUGACCAUUAACCAUCCCUAACCAGUGUACUUGGAGUCUUAGAUAGUUCUUGGAAAGAAUUCCCAUUUUCAUUAUACUUAGUCGUUUUCUAUUUUCUUGAGAGAUGUACUUUGCGAAUUGGAUUUUUUUUUAUACAUAUAAUAGUAUGAAGUAUCUUAAUGACAAAAA